Molecule: messenger RNA, 1457 nt
Organism: Vollenhovia emeryi
Lineage: Eukaryota; Metazoa; Arthropoda; Insecta; Hymenoptera; Formicidae
Exons: 1
Source: RefSeq, a predicted model, not a curated record
GUUUACGAUUAUCCAGGACACAAUCGUCCAUUCCUUUGGUCGGAGUAGGGGCGCAGAAGUCGAAUAGAACUCGAGGGGUGGCUUCUUUCAAGUUGAAGCCUCAUUUCGAUGACGAGUUCGAGUGCUCCAUCUCGGCUCAUAUCUUGCCUAAACUUACGACUUCGCUACCUUCUGUUCGAUCGGACAGCUCGUCGUGGAUCCAUUUGAAAGGGCUAUUAUACGCCGAUCCUGAUUUCUCGGCUCCAGGAUCCAUCGACAUAAUAUUGGGAGCAGACGUGUACGGGAUUAUAAUCAAAGACGGAAUUAAGAAAGGGGAUGCGAAUUCUCCACUCGCACAACGAACCAAAUUAGGUUGGAUCGUUUCUGGUCCGUCAAAACCAACUUCGUCUUCUCAACCUUUUCGUAGUUUCCAUAUCUCAACGGACAGAGCGCUUCACGAUUUAAUCCAUAAAUUUUGGGAGACUGAGGAGAUCCCAUCUGCCAAUAAUUCGUCGCUUGCCGCAGACGAGCAGGAAUGCGAACUGCACUUUCAAUCCACUCACAGUCGUACGCCGGAAGGCCGUUAUCAGGUACGGCUACCGUUCAGAAAAUCGGCCAACGAUUUAGGAGAUUCGCGAGCAAAGGCUUUUCGGAUGAUGACGAAUCUUUCAAAACGGUUAGGCUCUGAUCCAACGUAUGCAAGGGCUUACCGCGAUUUCAUGGAGGAGUAUGAGAGGAAGCACCAUAUGACACUCGUCCCGGACUCGGUGCCUGAGCCGCAUCCAUGUUAUUAUUUGCCGCAUCAUGGUGUCUUACGCGAUAAUAAUCUCAAUAAGAUUCGAGUGGUUUUUAAUGGCUCGAGUCGUACAACCGCUGGUUGUUCUUUAAAUGAGCAAUUGCAUACGGGAGCGAAACUGCAGACGGAUCUGUUCGAUGUUCUCCUUUGGUUUCGCCAAUUCCGGGUCGUUUUUUCGUCGGACAUCGAGAAGAUGUUCCGACAGAUAGCUGUACAUCCCGACGACUGGGAUUUUCAACGCAUACUUUGGACCGAUCAGUCGAAUUACAUUCGACCUUUUCAAUUAACGACCGUUACAUAUGGAUUAGUUUGUGCGCCGUUCUUGGCUCUCCGUUCACUGACACAGCUCGUCCUGGACGAAGGCGAUAAGUAUCCUCGUGCCGUUCCGGUUCUUGAAAGGGGACGUUACGUAGAUGAUCUCUUUGGAGGAGCUGAUUCGAUACAAGAGGCUCAAGAGAUUGUACAACAGGUAACCCGUCUCUGCAUGGCGGGCGGUUUCCCUUUGCAUAAAUGGAUUACCAAUCAACCGGAGGUACUUUCUACCAUUCCUGCUGAGAAACGAGUAAGCUCAUCUGCGAUGAGCUUCGAAGAGUACCAAGCCGUGCACACUCUUGGCCUUAACUGGCAUCCGGCGACGGAUACGUUUAACUUUACGUUGAGUCUAGCUCCCUCCAAGUCUUGA